This is a messenger RNA of Stereum hirsutum FP-91666 SS1, 1357 nucleotides long. RefSeq lists its product as uncharacterized. The coding region runs from base 34 to 1137 and encodes 367 amino acids. The transcript is spliced from 3 exons. Lineage: Eukaryota; Fungi; Basidiomycota; Agaricomycetes; Russulales; Stereaceae. The record is from RefSeq and is a predicted model, not a curated record.
CGCUUAUUUUCUGUCGGGGCGACCACCAUCAUAAUGAACCAACAGCCAUCUCACUCACCUUCGCAUUCUCAUCCGGAAACUUACGAGCUCGAGCUCGACGCACCAGGACUCGAACGCGACAGCAUCACCCCGACGUUCCAUUUCGUUCCUUCAACUCCAAAUGACGGUGUUAAUGUCCCUGCUGCUCGUUUCCCAGCGGACGCGGACGUAGAGUCGCAGAGGACGACUUCUAUGUCUCUUGAACGCGACUUUCCGGUGCAAAAUCAUGUACCAUUGGAGGUCGGGCAGGGCUCGAAUGGAAAUGGGAGCGGGAGACGGAGGACGGUAGAAGGGACCCGUAGAGGGUUUGGGCAUAGAGGCAGGAGCGUCGAUACGGCGCAGGAGAGGUUACAUGUUAUAGAGACGAUGGCUACUACGAGCUAUCCUCCUACCCCUCCGGUGCCCGCCAAAACUCGUCGGAUAAAUGGACAGGACACACCAGAACAACCGGGAUUGGCUUUGUCGGCGCUUGCUAUUGGUGCACCCCUCCUCACCUCAGUAAUCAUCUCCACCUUCUCCAUUAUCCAAGCCGAACUCUCUUCAGCCUACCCUUCCCCCUCCACCACACCCCACUCCCGCCCCGCCUCCGCACAAGCCUGCAUAACCCUCAUGUGGAGCGCCAUGAUGAUAUCUCUCGGCGCCGCAUUGAUCUCUGUCGCAGGACUGGCUAUAUCAGCUGGCUAUCAUGAUUCUCAUUCUGGCGUAACGAGGACCGUGGCGCGCUGGUUCGGUGCGUUUUCGAGGAAGAGGAAGGGAAGAGGUUCGACGAGGAUGCAAGGACAAAACCAGCACGGAAGCUUGGAGGAAGUCAAGGUGGAUGACCCGAGGACGAGUCUGAGAUCCACAUUGACGGUCACACCGAGUAUGCAGAGGGGGAAACAACACGCGAGGGGAGGACAAAAGGCUGCUGAAGUCUCCGCUCGGUUGCUAGGCCUCUCCGUUCUCUUCCUCGCUGCAUCCCUGGCCGUAUUCCUGUUCUGCGUCUACCCGACAGGCGUGGCGGUCACUGUCCUUCUUGUCUCGAUAUUCACGGCGCUCGCUUGUGCGAUCCCGCUUUGGACCAUCCUUUCCGAAAAUCCGCUCGACUUCGAACAUUGACCUCAUUGAGCUUUGAAUUUGAACACUGAAGCCUGAUCAUGGACUGUCGAUAUCGAACCUGUCUUUUCUGCGAUUGAUUGCCUGAUUGCCUGUAUGUUUUGUUUACUCCCCCCUCUCGUUUUACGCUCGGACAUGCUACCGCCUCCGGACGAUGUAUAUGGACUAAAUUGGACUGGGAUGUAGAGAUCGAAUUGACUCGGACACCACUGCUACAAAUCAU